Mytilinidion resinicola is the source of this 1244-nucleotide messenger RNA. RefSeq lists its product as uncharacterized. The record is from RefSeq and is a predicted model, not a curated record. The transcript is spliced from 2 exons. Bases 92 to 1126 code for a protein of 344 amino acids. NCBI's taxonomy places the organism in Eukaryota, Fungi, Ascomycota, Dothideomycetes, Mytilinidiales, Mytilinidiaceae.
CUUCAUCUCAUCCAUGUAGAGCCAGACCAAGCCAGAAUCUGCAGCCUCUGCAGCCACGGAGAGCACCAUCGACGGCAAGACCAAGCAGAAGAUGAAGGAAGAGAAGGGUAAAGAGAAGGCGACCACGGAGAGCACCGUGGAGAGCGAGACCGAGCUAGAGCCUGCAGUCUCUGCAGCCACGGAGAGCACCAUGGAGGACGUCGAGCGCUUCAGCACGACUACCCCAUCUAUGCCGACACUCGACUUCUUUCGCGACGGCGACAAAAUUCUCAAGCGCUUCUCUCUGAUCCCGAAGCUCGAAGGCCGUGGUGUGGACAGCGCGGGACCACAGCAGCAGAGCUGCACGCCAAAGUUUCAGAUGACGCUCCUCAAUGGUCUGGCGGAGAUACUCUCCUACUACUAUCUCCCCGCCAAGAAGUUUGGCCCAAAGGAUCGCCACAUCCUCUUGACGAUCUCAGUCUCCACCAUCCGCCAAACCAAGCGCCUCAAGAACUGCGAUACAAUCUGGGUUAACCCCGCUCACCAGAAGGUUUUCUGCGACGCCGCCAUGCCAAUCUACUACAAACUCUGUAAGAUGGCCUUAGCAUGGAGCCGGUCUUCACAUCCCUACCCACCCCAGGAUAUGCUCAAGCAAAAGACGUGGGCACAAUAUUUCGCACCCAAGGAGCCUCGCUCGCAGUCUAUUCCCUAUGUACAAACCCUCCCAAAGGGAGCCAUUGCCAUUCGAGACCAAUGGUUGGCGACCCUCGACGUGGUGAUGCGGAAGUCAACAGAUAUCAAGGACGGCGAUUCCGAGAGCACCCGUGAAUGGAAGGAAAAGCGUCGCAAUGAGUACUACGAUCAUCUCCCAGAUUUCAACGGAGGAUAUGAGGGAACUUCGCUUCAAGGAACGAAAGUGAAGGAAGUGGAGUCAAUCGAUGACGUUGAGAGCAAGGGUAGUAGUAGCGUUGGGUCACUGUAUCACCUGAACAAGUUGGCCAACAAGUACAACCCGGGCCUCGAAGACUUGAACAUGGGACCAGAAGAGGGAUAUGAAGACAGGGCCAUUGACAUGGUCAUCUGGCCGAAAGCGGCGGUCUCCGGUGAUGACGAUCUGGGUGGAUUCAAGAUGGGUGAAGCUGAGUAAGUGCAUAUCAAACACUCAGUAGCGAGCGUUUGCCAAAGCAGACUGGAAUUCAGGGAGCCUCCGGAGGGAAGCAAGGAUUAAUUUCUUACCUCCAAUAAUGAAGAGUUUUGAGGUCUCU